This is a messenger RNA of Zerene cesonia (dogface butterfly), 2523 nucleotides long. It is a transcript of the gene eIF4B, whose product is annotated as eukaryotic translation initiation factor 4B. NCBI's taxonomy places the organism in Eukaryota, Metazoa, Arthropoda, Insecta, Lepidoptera, Pieridae. Gene Ontology annotation, molecular function: RNA binding. The coding region runs from base 70 to 1665 and encodes 531 amino acids. The transcript has 14 exons. The record is from RefSeq and is a predicted model, not a curated record.
AACUGGCAAUAGAAGUUUGACUGCAGACAGAUAAUUAAUCAAUGGCAACACUGGCCCCAGCCUUGUAAUAUGGCCGCUACAGGCAAGAAGACCAAAAAGCCAAAAUGGGUCAAAGCCAACAUCACAGACAUUAUUGCCGAGCCCACUACAAUUGCUACAUCAAACAGCUGGGCCGAUCCAGCCGAUGAAGAACCAAGCUAUGGCCACUCCGGGUCCCGCACCCGCACGCAGGUGGUGCUACCGUCAGCUUCCCGCGCCGCCCGCGGAGGGCUCGCGGUCGACGAUGAGAGCAUCCCAAAGCGUCCACCUUACAUCGCUCAUAUAUCAAAUCUGCCAUAUGAUGUCGAUGAUAGCGCCAUUUCUGACCUGUUUGCUGGACUUAAGAUUUCUAACCUGAGACUGCCAAGAGAGGGAGACCGAUUAAAAGGUUUUGGUUAUGUAGAUUUUGAAGACAGGGAGAGUCUUGUCAAUGCCAUGAACAUAUCUGACCUUACAAUAGGAGGCAGAAGGAUAAGAAUAGAAGUUUACACAAAGGAAAAUGAUCGCCGCGGCAUGGGCAGGAGCGGCCGCUCCGAUCGCGACAGAGACUAUGAUCCGGAACGCACGAUGGGCGACUGGCGGUCGGGGCCACGCGCCGUGCCGGAGCCGUCGCGGGCGCGCCCGCCUGACCGUGAUAACCGUGACCGUGACCGCGACCGUGAACGUGACCGUGAGAGGGACUCGAGUGUGGACAACAAGCCGGGCGCGUGGCGCGACGCCGAGCGGCCCGCGGAGCCGCCGCGCACGCCCUACGGCGGCCGGGACUCGUACGGCAGGGACCGGUAUGCGGAUAGAGAGCAGCGAGGUUACGGACGCGAUGGUGAAAGGAGCGGUUACGGCGGCCGAGACGGAUUCCGGACCGCUGAAAGAGAAGGCGGCUUUAGCCGUGACAGCAGAGGGUUCGGAAGUAGAGGAUUCGGAGAUCGGGAUCGAGACAGAGAUCCGCCUAAAGAAGCGGAGAAGCCCCGCGAGCGGCCGAAGCUGAACCUGCUGCCGCGCACCGUGCCGCGCGAGCCCGAGCCCGCCGCCGACGAGCGCGCGCCCAAGGCCGCGCCCGCCGUCUUCGGCGGCGCCAAGCCCGUCGACACCGCCGCCAAGGAACGUGAAAUAGAAGAACGCCUUAGGAAACAGGAAGAAGAAUCACGUCGAGCUGCUGAUGAGAAGUCGCGCUGGGGACGAAAGAAUGAUCACUCUGGAGACCGUCGCUCUGCACCUAGACGUGCAGACGAACGUCCGCGCGACACGCGUAGCUACAACCGCGAGCGCCGCGACUACUCAAAGGACGAUAAGGAUUCGCGCGACUAUUCGAGGGACUCGCGCGACAAGCGCGACUACUCGCGUGAUAAGGAGUACAGGGACGAGCGGGACGGACGCGAGCACAGCGGCGACCGUGCGCCCAGCCGCGACCGCUCGCCGGAGCGGCCGGAGCGCGACUGCGGCCGGGAGAGUGGCGGCGAGGGCGAGGGGGAGGGGGAGAGGAACGGCCGCCCGUCCCGCUCGCGCGACCGACGCGACAGCGCCGACGACAAGCCGCUGCCCAAGCUGAAGGAACAGGAGAAACCGAACUUCAUAGCAUCAAACAAAUUUAGCUUCUUAGAAGACGCGGACGACGGCGGCUCAGAUUAAGUUCGUCGGUCUGUGUGUCUCAUGUGACUCAGUGCUCAGUGUAAAUUCACGAGUGACGCCGUAUGCGGCGCUAUACAAGCGUUAGCAUACGGUUUACGUGUAUAUUAGGGUUUGCUACAUGCACAUUAUGCCUCGAGGUCAGCCCCAGCCUUUAUUGUAUGCGCAAACUGUGUUUAUAAUCCCGAAAAUCCUUGGGACAUUUGAGAUCAUUUCUGUAAAAUUUGUUUACAAAUGUAAUAACAUAAUGAAACAUUCUAAUUCUCGUUAUUCCAGUAUUGUAUAAGAGCAAAUAGUCGGCGAUGAAAUAUAUGAAGACAGUUUGUGGAGGGGUACAGUAGAGGCUGGGGCGAUGACCGCGAAAUUAUUGAUGUAAAUUUUCUAUGGGUUUGUUACAUUUAUAAUGCUGUGUAAACGGUUACCUAGUUUAACUGUGUGGAGCAAAAAAUGCUGAUUCCUAAUUGAUGAACUGAUUGUCUUCACGGGUGCUCCCUCUCCUCUCUGUGUAUAAUUGUAAACUGAUAUUAUCCAAGAACAUUGUUAAAGUGUUACUCUUUCGUAAUUUUGCUGCAAUGAUGCAACGCUACCAAUAGGGAAUCUUAUUUUUUCUUUAUUUUAGAUUUGUCUAUACUAUAUUUAGUCGAUUUAGAUUAUUAUUAGAAUGUUAAUUGUAUUAUUUAUCUUUACACUCGAAAUUUGUUGAAAUCAAUGCUGUUGUUUUGGCUCAAUUUCAUUUGCCAUACUGAUGCAUUCUGUGUUUGCAUUCGCAUUCACCAACAAAUCGAAAACCACCAUAUUAUUAUGUUAAGGCUGGUCACAAGAUUUUUCGUACUGAUCCUAUGGUGUCUGAAGAAAUAUUAU